GGAGGCAAUGGCAGCAGAGUCCCUGGAAGGAGCUUCCUGAAGCCGUCGCAAGCGGCCGCAGAGCCCUCCCUGCGAGGGCCUGGGCCCCAGAAAGCUACUGGCGAGCCCCUCACCCAUUUUCUCUCCCUCCUUCCCCUCGCAGCUCUGGUUGGCGAGACCCGAUCCAGCCGCCCCCCCAGUUCCGAGACGCUGCCGCCAUGGACCCAGGGGCGCCGGGCGCAGACGGCGGAGGGGGCCUGGGCACCUUUGGGGCCACCCGGAGGCCUCCCCGACCCGUGGGCGCCCUGGCCGUGGGCUCGAGGCAGCCCAGUGUGGAGACCCUAGACAGCCCUACAGGAUCACAUGUUGAAUGGUGCAAACAGCUAAUAGCUGCUACAAUUUCUAGUCAGAUUUCAGGGUCAGUGCCGGCUGAAAACAUAUCCAGAGAUUAUAGGGUAAGUAACCUUAAACACUUAAUUAUUCCAUCCACAGAGCAGGAUUGGCCUACUCUUAGUGAGAAUUUUCAUUGAUAGUUUGUUAGCGAUUAAGAACUAAUAAUGUUGUUAUCCUAAAUGAAUGCUUUGUGGGUUGCCAAAAUGUUGAAGUUUGCCUCAAAGCAUCAUUAAAUUAACCUUUCUGACCUUUAAACAAGGUAACUAAGUUUCUCCAUUUUUACUCAAAAAUGAUAUAUCAGUUGUUUGGUUUUCCUCGUCAGUAGUUAGUGUUACAGAAAAGUGAUGUUGUGGCCGUCUUCUGUGGCAUGGAGGUGGCACUGAAAGUAUAUAUGGGGGGGAGGGGGCAGCUGAGUAGCUCAGUGGAUUAAGAGCCAGGCCUAUUCAAAUACUUUAUGUAAACUGGCAUGAAAGAUCGACCUCACAAAUCAUCCUUGAUUUUAAAAGUCUCUGAAGAUUCAAAUCUGGCCUCACACUUCCCAGCUGUGUGACCCUGGGCAAGUCACUUGACCCCCAUUGCCUAGU
Molecule: messenger RNA, 956 nt
Organism: Gracilinanus agilis (Agile Gracile Mouse Opossum)
Lineage: Eukaryota; Metazoa; Chordata; Mammalia; Didelphimorphia; Didelphidae
Product: myotubularin-related protein 1-like
Exons: 2
Coding region: 198-509 (103 amino acids)
Source: RefSeq, a predicted model, not a curated record